AUGAACUCCCGGAACGUUUGUAGUUUCGCUCCAAUUAUAGGAUUGGUUCGUCGGUCAUGCUACAAUAGUACUCGCAGAAAUAUACUGUUGGAUGACAAGACUAAAUUGAUAUGUCAAGGGUUUACGGGGAAACAAGGAACUUUUCAUUCUCAGCAAACUCUUGCUUAUGGCACGAAACUUGUGGGUGGAGUUUCACCUGGUAAAGGAGGCAGUUCCCAUCUUGGAUUACCUGUUUUCAACACUGUGAACGAGGCUAAGGAAGCUACAGGUGCAACAGCCACUGUUAUUUACGUGCCGCCACCUCAUGCUGCCGCUGCUAUCCAUGAAGCUAUUGAUGCACAGGUUCCUCUUAUUGUCUGUAUAACCGAAGGUAUCCCACAACAUGAUAUGAUACGUGUACGAAAGCGUCUUUCUGAACAGUCUGCCUCAAGAUUAAUUGGACCAAAUUGUCCAGGAAUAAUAAAACCGGACGUAUGCAAAAUUGGUAUUAUGCCUGCACAUAUUCAUAAACCAGGAACGGUAGGAAUAGUAUCCAGAUCGGGGACAUUAACUUACGAAGCUGUCUUUCAAACUACACAGGUUGGUCUUGGUCAAUCCCUGUGUAUUGGAAUCGGUGGCGAUCCAUUUAAUGGAACAAACUUCACCGACUGUCUUGAGGUGUUUUUAAACGAUCCUAAUACAAAAUCAAUAAUCCUGCUUGGCGAAAUCGGUGGUGACUCAGAAGAACAAGCUGCCGAAUUCUUAAAAGAGCAUAAUACUGUAAGUUUUUACGUUCAACUUCCUUCAGUGUUUCUGUGCAUCUGUUAAGUUUCGAUCUACAAUGAGUACGGAAUACAUUAGAUCAGAAGCUUCAUAGCUCAACGUACACUGGUCCAAACCGCAAACCAGUUGUAUCUUUUAUUGCCGGUGUUACAGCGCCACCUGGACGUCGUAUGGGUCAUGCUGGAGCUAUCAUUUCGCUAGGUAAAGGUGGUGCUAAAGAGAAAAUGGCAGCUUUAGAAAGUGCAGGUGUUGUUGUCACACCUUCCCCAGCUCAAAUAGGUAAAACUCUCUUGCAAGCCAUUGCAGAUCUUCCAAACUCGUAAAUAGACUUAUUUAUCGUCAAGUUUUCUCAAAUAUAUCGAAGAUUAUUGCGCUUUAUAUUAUUUGAUUUUUCAUCUUCUAUACGUUGAGUGUCUUAUUUACAUUGCUAGUUUUUUUUUUCUGUACUAAAUUGUUUUCACUUGAAUUCUUGUCCACAUGUUUAUGCGAUUAAAUAUUCGACUCGAUUCAGUAUACCACCAAUUCUUGUUAAGUCAAUUUUGAUAAAUGAAAGAGUUGUGUCUUAUUCCGUAGAAUUGUGUCUUAUAUAUGUGUUUUCAUUUUUGUAACUUUCAUCUCUUUUUGGUAGACAUUAAAAUAGAAGUAAUGUUUUGUGCUGCUAGCUAACACUAAAAAAUGAUGUUAUCAAAAACUGUUGGUUUUUUCAAGGUACAGCCCAUCGAUCGACAUUACUAGUUGAGAUUAUUUCCUCAGUCAUAGCACCAUUAUAUAUAUAUAUAUUCUUUUGAUUACUACUCAUAAGUCAUUUUGAUUAAUAUAGUCUCUAAAAUCA
Messenger RNA from Schistosoma haematobium, 1594 nucleotides. RefSeq names its product succinate-CoA ligase, alpha subunit. Gene Ontology annotation, cellular component: mitochondrion; succinate-CoA ligase complex (ADP-forming). Bases 1 to 807 code for a protein of 268 amino acids. NCBI's taxonomy places the organism in Eukaryota, Metazoa, Platyhelminthes, Trematoda, Strigeidida, Schistosomatidae. Gene Ontology annotation, molecular function: succinate-CoA ligase (ADP-forming) activity; succinate-CoA ligase (GDP-forming) activity. The transcript has 6 exons. Gene Ontology annotation, biological process: tricarboxylic acid cycle. The record is from RefSeq and is a predicted model, not a curated record.